Aplosporella prunicola CBS 121167 is the source of this 1001-nucleotide messenger RNA. RefSeq lists its product as uncharacterized. The transcript has 3 exons. The record is from RefSeq and is a predicted model, not a curated record. Lineage: Eukaryota; Fungi; Ascomycota; Dothideomycetes; Botryosphaeriales; Aplosporellaceae. Bases 50 to 787 code for a protein of 245 amino acids.
CACAACAGGUGACCCCCCCACGCUGUUGGUGAUAAUUCUACAACAAGCCAUGGUCUCAACGCGCAAUCAUCCGACCGCCUUUCCGUCCCCGGAUCUCACGUCUCCCUCCAAACGCGCCUCCACUCCCUCCACUGCCGUCGCACGCAGAUCCAAAUCCGCGCAGUGGACCCAUACACCCUCCAACCUGACCCUGCUAUGGCUUGCCAUAUCUCUGCCAUUGGUCAUCUGGGAUACCGGCUAUGUAUUUCUUCGGCCGCACAGCAUGCCGGGUGGUAAGCUUCAUUGGCCCAUAUGGCAACCAUAUGCGUUGUACGGUACCAUCGACUACGUCUACGGCUGGCCGGCGUACAACUCUCAAAAUGGCUUCACUGCAGCUCAGGCUAGCUUGAAUGCAGUGGAGACGAUCUUUUAUUUUGUGUACUUGUGGUUGGUUCUGAGAAAUGGUACCCAAGCAGGCGCCAAGGGUAGAGGCGCGCCAUCGAGGGCUUUUGUCGGAUGGUUCGCGCAGAGCAGAGAAGUCGCGGGUAAUGCUGCUGGAAAGGCUGUCCUUGUGGGUUUCACAGCGGCUGUCAUGACCGUAAGCAAGACUGUGCUAUAUUGGCUGAAUGAAUAUUUCGGUGGGUUUGAAAACAUUGGUCACAAUGACUUUACCAGCCUUUUAUGCCUCUGGAUCAUCCCCAAUGGCGCUUGGAUUAUUGUGCCUAGCUACAUGAUUUAUGUCUUUGGACAAGAAAUUGUCGAGGGGCUUAAUGUGGCUGCUGGAGUUGCUUCCAAGAAAUUGGUCUAAACGCAGUCCAAGCCAGAAUCGCACAACGGUGGUCUACCGCAUGGGUUUUUGUUUAACGUCCGUCACCAUCAAGCGAGGUAGGGAAGGAUACAAGCAGCCCCUCCAGUAUCCCAUGUCUAGCUGCAAUCCUGGGUUCUGGGUAUAGAUGGGAAGGUCUUAGAGCACACGCACGCAUACUAUACAUAUAUCAACUGCGUUUCUUCUUCAACUCCGU